Messenger RNA from Malania oleifera, 4084 nucleotides. Its product is annotated as pentatricopeptide repeat-containing protein At1g74850, chloroplastic. The coding region runs from base 993 to 3635 and encodes 880 amino acids. Gene Ontology annotation, molecular function: protein binding. Lineage: Eukaryota; Viridiplantae; Streptophyta; Magnoliopsida; Santalales; Ximeniaceae. The transcript is spliced from 4 exons. The record is from RefSeq and is a predicted model, not a curated record.
GAACGCGAGGGCAAAGAGGAUAGCUUUCGGGUUGGCGUGGUGAAGGAGAUGAUGGUGGUGCUGUAGAUCUGCAGGUGAAGGAACGGGGUGGAUCUGUGGUUGGUUGGGAGAGUUUGAGUGGAAUCCGAGAGGCAGAAGGGUCUUGGCUGCUGGAGUGGUGUGGAGGAUUUCUGGUAUGGAGCAGGUGAUUGUGGCCGAGGCUUGGGAUAUGGGAGAGAGCUGCGGAGAGGGGGGAGCUGCUAGCGUGGUUAGUGAUUCCACGCUGCUUACUCCUACAAUACUCUUCAAUAAUCAAUGCAGACAUUCAGCUAUAUAGCUAGCUAUGGAAGUGUCUGACUUUAUUAAUUAAUUUUCGGCAGGAAGAAGGCAGAAGAGCAAUGGCAAGAAUAUAGAAGAUGGUGUAACAACCGGCAGAGGAGGAAGGCAGAAGCAGCCAUGCAAAUCUCGCACGACUAACUGAGAGAUUUGUUUCCAUGAGUUGUAAAUCUCGCAGCACUCAAACUCCUGCCGCCACGCGUCACCUUCCCAUUCGUCAACAAAUCUCGUAAUAUGUGAGAUUAUCUAAGUAUUAUUUUGAAAAUUUUUUUUUUUAAAUAGAAUAUUAUUGAAUAUUUUAUUUUAUUUUAUUUUAAUUAUAAAACUGGAAAAAACUCUUGAUUAUUGCCAUCAUUCUUUGGGCUGGUCCGGGCCGAAAGCAGCCCGGAUGGGGCAAAUGGGCAAAUGCCAAUGGGCAGGUGAAUACAUGAUAGGAUCCAACCCAAUUGUCCCGUCCUCCUCGAGCGCCAAGUUCCCAUUAUCCACAAUCACCACGCCACACGCGUCCUUCUUCCUUCUUCAAACCUCUUUCCCCUGUAAAUUUUCCUGUCCAAAUUUCGCGCUGGAAAGAGGCCAAUCCACUCAGUAGAGUCAUUUUCAUUCAUUUUCUUGCUCUCCAAACACUCCUGUAGCGCCCUUCCCACUCAUUCGAAGGUCAUGCGGCUUCAUUCGUCAUUAUGACUCUGUCGUCGCCUUCUCUCUCCAUUUCUAACCCUUCACCUGUUUCAUCAACACCCCUCAGAAAUCUCCAUGGCAGUCGACAAUCAAACUCCAAACCUCACCUAUUCCCAUUUCCCGCCAAAAUCACUGACUUCUCCAACCACCGGAGAUUCCUCUCCGGCGAUGGGAGAUUCCCUUCCGAUCCCGGGAAAGCCAGAGCCAGAGCUAAAGAGCUCAUCCUCGGCAGGCCCUCCGUCACCAUUGAGAAAGGAAAGUACAGCUAUGACGUCGAAACCUUAAUCAACAAUCUCAGUAGUCUUCCGCCGCGAGGCAGCAUUGCCCGAUGCCUCGACGUGGUCAAGAACAAGCUCUCCCUCAACGACUUCGCGCUCGUCUUCAAGGAGUUCGCGCAGCGCCGCGAUUGGCAGCGAUCGCUUCGCCUUUUCAAGUAUAUGCAGCGCCAGGUCUGGUGCAAGCCCAACGAGCACAUAUACACCAUCGUGAUCGGCGUGUUCGGCCGCGAAGGGUUGCUCGACAAGGCACAGGAGAUAUUCGACGAAAUGCCCGCUCAGGGUAUAAUUCGCAGCGUUUUCUCUUUCACCGCAUUGAUUAAUGCCUAUGGCCGGAAUGGCCAGUAUGAGACGUCCCUUAAACUUCUUUCUCGAAUGAAGCGAGAGAAGAUCUCUCCCAGUAUUCUAACUUAUAAUACUGUGAUCAAUUCUUGUGCUAAAGGGGGUUUGGAUUGGGAGGGACUAUUGGGUUUGUUUGCGGAAAUGCGGCAUGAUGGUGUACAGCCUGAUCUUGUUACUUAUAAUACUCUGCUUAGUGCAUGCGCUAGUAGGGGUUUGGGUGAUGAAGCGGAGAUGGUAUUUAGGACAAUGAAUGAGGGUGGAGUUCUACCUGAUAUCACUACAUACAGAUAUCUUGUUGAGACAUUUAGGAAACUGGUUAAACUUGAGAAAGUUUCUGGGCUUCUCAGGGAGAUGGAGGAAGAAGGUAAUAUGCCAGAUGUAUCGUCAUAUAAUGUGUUAUUAGAGGCUUAUGGACGAUCGGGGUCUAUUGAAGAGGCAACAGGUGUGUUUAGGCAAAUGCAGGCGGCUGGGUGUAUGCCAAAUGCAGCUACUUACAGUAUUUUGUUGAACUUGUAUGGGAGGCAUGGGAGGUAUGAUGAUGCCAGGGAGCUUUUUGUUGAGAUGAAGGUGAGCAAUACAGAGCCUGAUUCUUCUACUUAUAACAUUUUAAUACAAGUUUUUGGUGAGGGUGGGUAUUUUAAGGAGGUGGUUACUUUGUUCCAUGACAUGUUGGAGGAGAAUGUUGAGCCAAAUAUGGAGACAUAUGAGCGGUUGAUAUUUGCUUGUGGCAAAGGAGGGCUUCAUGAAGACGCUAAGAAAAUUUUAUUACACAUGAAUGAGAAGGGGGUUGUGCCAAGUUCAAAGGCUUAUACUGGGGUUAUUGAAGCUUAUGGACAGUCUGCAAUGUAUGAUGAUGCUCUUGUUGCCUUUAACACAAUGCAUGAGGUGGGGAGCAAUCCCACUGUUGAGACUUACAAUUCUAUGAUUCAUACAUUUGCAAAGGGUGGGCUAUACAAGGAGUGUGAAGUUAUCUCGUUGAGAAUGGGUGAAUCUGGCAUUGUGCGGAAUAGAGAUUCAUUCAAUGGUAUGAUAGAAGCUUUUAGACAGGGCAGCCAAUUUGAAGAAGCUAUGAAGGCUUAUGUUGAGAUGGAAAAGGCAAAAUGUGAUCCAGAUGAACAGACCCUUGAGGCAGUUUUGAGUGUUUACUGUUGUGCAGGUCUUGUCGAUGAGAGUGAGGAGCAGUUCCAAGAAAUUAAAGCCUUGGGAAAAUUGCCCAGCAUCAUGAGCUACUGCAUGAUGCUGGCAGUUUAUGCAAAGACUGACAGGUGGGAUGAUGCCUUCAAGUUGAUGGAUGAGAUGUCCACUAGUAGAAUAUCAAAUAUUCAUCAAGUGAUUGGGCAGAUGAUCAUGGGAUACUUUGAUGAUGACUCUAACUGGCAGAUGGUAGAAUAUGUCUUUGACAAACUUAAUGCUGAAGGCUGUGGUUUGGGAAUGAGGUUCUACAACACACUUUUAGAAGCACUGUGGUGGUUGGGCCAGAAGCAACGGGCUGCAAGGGUGCUCAAGGAAGCCAAUAGGAGGGGGCUUUUUCCUGAACUUUUUCGUAAAAACAAACUUGUGUGGUCUGUGGAUGUACACAGGAUGUGGGAAGGCGGUGCACAUACAGCAAUAUCAGUUUGGCUGAACAAUAUGCAUGAAAUGUUCACAAAUGGAGAGGAUCUUCCCCAACUAGCAACUGUUGUCGUGGUACGGGGAUGGAUGGAGAAAAGUGCAGUAAUACGUGAUUUUCCUGUUGUGAAGGCUGCAUAUUCAUUUUUGAGGGAUAAUGUGUCAUCUUCGUUUUGUUUUGCUGGAUGGAACAAGGGUCGAAUUGUCUGCCAGCAGCCUCAGCUCCGGAGGGUUUUAUCAGUUACGCAACCAUCUUCUGAUGGGUACAGUAAGGGUCACAUGAUUACUUUAAGCAACUCCCCCUUUCCUCCUCGGGGAAUGAGGACAUCCACAAGUGAUGUGAAGAGAGGCCAAUAUAGUAAUGCUGAUGCUGAAACAAGCAUUAAGAUGGGAGCAGAGCCUAUGAUGAGCACAGUUUAGAUUUUAGAUAGAUCCAAAACUGCAUUCAUCAGUUCUCAGGGUCCACAAUUUGGCUUGGAAUCUUGUCUCUCCAUUCCAGUUGAAAGGAGCUGUGCAACGGAGGGCUGAUUUUCUGAUGUUUCUACAUGGUGGGGAAUGAUUUGCAGUUAGUUUGAACUUGAAAAUCAGCUUGCCCAUAUUGUCAGAAAUGUCCUAGGAGUGGGAUAUAAUGCUCUUCUACAUACUUCAUGUGGCUCCUUUGGUGCUGGUGCUUGCCAUUUUGAUUCAAAGCCAGUUUUGGUCCUUGGCUUUGUAAACGGCCGCCCCCCUAAAUCAUAUUUAUAUGUACAUUAAAUUUCAACCAGUCAAUUCAAUUUUGUAACAAAAGUGUAGUUCUUGUUCAGAAACAAAAGGCUUCUAUGUUACAUGUAAUACGAAAAGAAGGCAACCCUUCAAUAAAUUAUCCCAAA